Molecule: messenger RNA, 3264 nt
Organism: Sebastes umbrosus (honeycomb rockfish)
Lineage: Eukaryota; Metazoa; Chordata; Actinopteri; Perciformes; Sebastidae
Product: glucocorticoid modulatory element-binding protein 1-like
Exons: 10
Coding region: 163-1674 (503 amino acids)
Biological process (GO): positive regulation of transcription by RNA polymerase II
Cellular component (GO): nucleus
Molecular function (GO): DNA-binding transcription activator activity, RNA polymerase II-specific; RNA polymerase II cis-regulatory region sequence-specific DNA binding
Source: RefSeq, a predicted model, not a curated record
ACCGCUUCUCGUGACAGCGGGACAGAUGCUUCUCAGGCGAAAUACUGCUCGCUGCAGGAAGUGUAGCAGGGCUGCUGCACGGCGCAUGCUCUCUGCUGCGUCUCUGACAAGCAGCAGGAUGAGCUACCCCCUGCUGUAACAACGCUCUGCGGGGAGGCGGUGAUGGCGGAUGCUGAGGUCACCGUGUCUUCAGGGGAUCUCAUGACGGUGAAGGAGGAGGAAGGGGAAUCCAGUGGCAACAACCAUAAGACUCAAGUCAUCCUGCACCUGCAGCCCAUCCUGCACGGGAUAAACAAUGACAUUGCUGACACUGGUACUACAGUCUUGGCCAUAGAGACACAUCAUGAAGACAGUAAAGCAGAAGGAGAGGAGGUUGAGUAUGGCUACCCCAUCACCUGUGGAGACAGCAGAGCGGUUCUACUAUUUAAGAAGUUUGUGUGUCCUGGAAUCAACGUCAGGUGUGUCAAAUUCAAUGGCCAGCUCAUCAGUCCCAAGCAGUUUGUACAUCUGGCAGGGAAAGCCACUCUGAAGGACUGGAAAAGGGCCAUCAGACUGGGAGGGGUAAUGCUCAGGAAGAUGAUGGACUCUGGCCAGAUAGAUUUCUACCAGCAUGACACCGUGUGCAGCAACACCUGCCGCAGCACUAAAUUUGAUGUGCUGAUCAACAGCACGCGGCUUCCUCCGGGGACCUCGGUGCAGCCAAGCCUGUCAUGUCUGGCUCUUGACCUUGCUGGAGGACAGGUGCCUCCCCUGACAGGAGAGGCUGUGCAUGAUGCAGCAGAGGUGGAGGAACCUCUGGAGGAGAAGUUCAGCGCAGCAGCAGAGUGGAGCCCUGGUCGAGCCCGGGAUGUGAAUCCCACAACAGCCAACGGACAUGUUGCAAAGAGAAAGAGGGCCGACACACCUGAUGGAGUGCUGAGCCUGUGGAAGGGUGUGGCAGACUCAGGGCUGAUGGGGGAGGUCCUGUCCAGUCUCCAGACUGAAUUAUUAGCCACUCUUAAAGGAGUGGAGGUUCGCAGUGAGAGGGCCAACCUGCAGGAGACCGAUGCCGUCAUACUUAAUUCCCUGUGUAAGAUGUUUGGCCUUUUAGACUCAGUGAAGCAAGCUCUGGACCUGAAGCGCAGCCAGGAUGAAGAGAACAAAAUCCAUAACAAUGUUUACGUGUUGGAUGAGAUUUUGGAGGAGCGGAGGAAGCAGGGUUGUGAUAAAAGCACCUCCUACAAAACUCUAUCCUUGAAACACCUGCGACCUCAACGUCACAACCCGUCAAACAGCCGCUUGCUGUCCCCAGUCAAAACAAGCCCGGUGAUCCAGCCGCUCUCUGUUACCGGUUUAUGUGCUGCGUCUUACGCUCAGCUCUUCACCCAUUUCUCCGCCUCAACUGGCCAGCGUCGCCACAUCGGAGUUGGCAGGACGGACGGGGACGGCCACGAUGACGGGGAGCAUGAGCUCGGUGAGACGGGGAAAAGGGAGAAGCUUCGCAGGCUGGUGCAGGACGGCGUGGAGGGAGGAGAGGACACCUCAGGGAUCCACAAAGAGCCUGGACAAAGGACUGUUAAGUUUCAUGAGGACCCUCACCUUAGAGGUGAGGAUGUAGAGGAGACAGAGGGGUUGCAUGAUAUUGAAAAGGUGGUUAUAGGAAGAAAGGUGUCAAAGAAACAUAAAAGUAAGUGAGGGAGAGAGACGAUCCCAAAGGGAUGCUGGACUAAGAGAGGGGAUGUGCCUGAUGGGACCUGAAGACUGAACGUUUAUGCUCAUAUAGUUUAUACUGCCAGCCCGUUCUCAUUCCCAGGGCGUAAAAUACCGAUGCUUUGUCACGGCCGUCCGCGUUAGAUACCGACGCACCAGGCACCCUUUAGCAUCGGUAUGAGACGUACCAAGCUUUCCAUUAACUACAACGUAAACCCAUCUGUGUCAAUAUUAAAGAUUCAGGGAAAGGGCGCCAGGAGUGUGGUGGCGUAGCUUUAAGAGCGAAAGAGACACUCAGGGCGGGCUGUAGGGGCCGGGUCCAACAAACACAAGGCUUUCAUCCAGGAGACCGCUGUUUGUGUCCCGUGCGUCACGUUACAAUCAGCUGUCCAUUCGUCUCCUGUGUUCACCACGUUCAGUGUCAUUUUCACUGUACAAACGUAGUAGUUUUUAAGCCCAACCAAUGUUUUUCCUAAACCUAACUCAUUGGUUUUAUUGCCUGAACCUAAGCAAGUGUUUUUGUUUACUUCACCACAUUGAGCACGUGUUUACUGCGACCGAGAAGUGACGCCGGGGGGUCUGACAAAGCGUCGGUAUAUGUGGAGUUGGGAUGAGAACGCGUUGAUACUGCGGUUACUCCAGUUUGUGUUACAGACACAGAUUUGUUCUUGCAUUGAAGACACAUUGAAGAAGAAUAUUUUGGACAUACGUUUCUAACGUUUUAAUAACAAUAACAACGCGAAAAUUAACUGGCACCAGCUUCUCAAAUGUGAAUAUCUGCUGGUUUAUUAGGUUUUGGACUGUUGGUGGAACAGAAUUUGUGAUAUUUUGCAAUAUGAAGCCGUCACUUUGGACUCUAGGGAAUUGCACUGGGCAUUUCUUUUUGUUACUAUUUUCAAUUUUAUAGACUAGAAAUGAUUAAUAAGCAAUAAAUAAUCAUCAGUUUAAUUGAUAAUAAAAACAAUGGUUAGUUGCAGCCCUAAAACACAGACUUCUCUCUUGUCUAUUGAAUAUCGUAUUAGGAACAGUGCUAUGUAAGUAUUAAGAUAAAACACAAGUUUUAAGAUGCCUCUCGGAUGUCUGUUAAUAUAAUAUUUGGUUAUAUUUAUGAUCUUUGGUGAAAACAUUUUCCCUCGUCUAAAAGUAAUUUUCAACUUUUUCAGGUCUUUGUGGCAAAUUUUCCCUCAUACUUUUAUAAUUCAUUUCUAAUACUAUUUGUAAUUGAGCAUUUUGUGAGUUAGACUUGUGUAUUGAAUUUUAUAUAAUUUGUGAAAUAUGUCUCACUCAGGCUUGUGUUUAGGCCCUUGUUAUGGUGCCUGAGAUCUAUGCACUAGACAUUUCUUAUUUUUUGACAGUGAGAACUAUAUAUAAAGUAAGUAUUGUGACUGUUGAUGUGUUGCUUUAUGCGGGGUUUUAUUAACAUGUGCUGCAAAUACAUAAUCUUUCCCCUUUCUCUUUAUCAUAGAAAAGGACAAAAUAUGUAAUGCACAUGAGAGUAUGAUGAAAAGGACACCAAUGGUCCAAAUGACCAUGUAAGAUAAUGAACACAUUUUAAAUAAAAACCUUUAUGUUUGA